This is a messenger RNA of Bradysia coprophila, 876 nucleotides long. Its product is annotated as putative elongation factor 1-delta. Lineage: Eukaryota; Metazoa; Arthropoda; Insecta; Diptera; Sciaridae. The record is from RefSeq and is a predicted model, not a curated record.
CAAAAGCAGUUUCACAUCGGCGCUCUUACUUUUUAAAUUGCUCUCUGAUAUUUUAUCGGUGUCGGCUCUGUCGGCUCAGAAAACGCAACCAUCUUUCUUUCCCGGCUGUUCUUUUUGUCCGUCUGGAUUGAGUUUUCACGUCUUAUAACCAAUUUCAAACAACGAUAAAUAAUGGCUGCUUGUCCUCUUGCUUCUGAACGUGUUUGGGUUGAAAAAUCUCAAUAUCAAGACGCUGAACAGAAAUACUUCGAACAUUUAUCGAAGGCUGGUGGUGAAUGUACUCUCGUCAAUGAAAUAGCUAAGGCUCGUCAACACAUUAAGAAUUCACUUGAACGCAUGGACGGAAUCGCUGCACUAGCUUCAACACCUGGCAAGGAUGUUCUAGAUCGCAUUGCAUCUCUUGAAAAGGAAAAUGCGUCCCUUCGAGAAAUCGUCGAACAGCUGAAGAAAACCUCUUUGAAGACAGAAGAUCGCAUCAGUAAAUUGGAAUCACGAUUGCAGUCAGUAAGCAAUGGACCGGCUCAGGCAGCUCCAGCUCCAGCAGCCGCCAGUAAUAGUAAGUCAGAUGAUGAUGAUGGCGUUGAUCUAUUUGGCUCUGAUUCUGAGGACGAAGAUGAAGCUGCCGCAAAGAUUCGCGAACAGAGAUUAGCUGAGUAUGCAGCGAAAAAGUCAAAGAAGCCGGCUCUUAUUGCUAAGUCAAAUGUUAUCUUAGAUGUAAAGCCAUGGGAUGACGAGACUGACAUGAAGAAAAUGGAGGAAGAAGUUCGUAAAAUAUCCACCGGUCUUCUUUGGGGUGCUGCUAAAUUAAUACCGUUAGCGUUCGCAUACACAAACUGAGUAUUUCGUGCGUCGUAGAAGACGAUAAAGUGUCCAUUG